Panicum hallii is the source of this 1661-nucleotide messenger RNA. RefSeq names its product glycerophosphodiester phosphodiesterase GDPD6-like. The transcript is spliced from 8 exons. Gene Ontology annotation, biological process: lipid metabolic process. Bases 241 to 1416 code for a protein of 391 amino acids. Gene Ontology annotation, molecular function: glycerophosphodiester phosphodiesterase activity. NCBI's taxonomy places the organism in Eukaryota, Viridiplantae, Streptophyta, Magnoliopsida, Poales, Poaceae. The record is from RefSeq and is a predicted model, not a curated record.
GGCUCUCAGCUUCACACCUGGUGCAGAAAGCAGCCAAUUGAUCGGAAACAGCGUCGCAAAUCGCUACGAACCUGUCGGUCGUCAGUCUCCGGGGAAUAUUCCGAGGCAGGCCUCUUCUGCAUCUACAUAACAAGCUCGUCGACGCCCCCUCGCAGACAGAAACACAGCCUCCCACCCUCGAGGACCUUGCCGUGUAAACUCUGCUCCGAGCAGAGCAGGAGCAGAAGCCGCGUGAGCAGCAUGGCCUCCUCGUGGCACAUCUCUAUCAUUGUCCUUGUGCUGCUUUUUGGGGGAUCCAAAGCCAACCCAGCUGCACCUUCCCAUAGCCAGCUCGAUGUAAACCACAAGAACCCACUACAGACGUUCAGACCUUACAACAUUGCUCACAGGGGCUCAAAUGGUGAAUUACCCGAAGAAACAGCAGCAGCCUACCUGAGAGCUAUUGAAGAGGGUGCAGACUUCAUCGAAACCGAUAUACUCGCAUCGAAGGAUGGACAUCUGAUCUGUUUUCAUGAUGUAACAUUGGACAAUACAACCGACGUUGCGAACCGGACGGAGUUCGCCCACAGGAAGAGAACCUACGAAGUCCAAGGAGCCAAAGUUACUGGAUGGUUUGUUGUGGACUUCACUCUUAAAGAGCUUAAAUCACUGAGGGUGAAACAACGGUUCAGUUUCAGGGACCAACGGUAUAAUGGGAAGUACCAGAUUAUUACAUUUGAGGAGUUUAUCUUGAUUGCACUUUAUGCGGACAGGAUAGUAGGAAUAUACCCUGAGAUCAAAAAUCCAGUUUUCAUCAACCAGCAUGUCAAGUGGUCGAAUGGAAAGAAAUUUGAGGAUAAGUUCGUCGAGACACUACUGAGAUAUGGCUAUAAAGGUGCAUAUAUGUCUGAAGAUUGGCUCAGGCAGCCAGUGUUCAUUCAAUCAUUUGCUCCGACUUCACUCAUUUCUGUCUCAAAUAUGACAAACUCUCCAAAAGUGUUCCUAAUUGAUGACACAAAAACUCCAACUCAAGACACCAAUCAGUCAUACUAUGAGAUAACUUCAAAUGCCUAUCUUGCAUUCAUAAGAAACUAUGUUAUUGGAAUUGGUCCGUGGAAGGAUACAAUUGUUCCUCCAAAGGACAACUAUUUAGGACAGCCGACCGAUCUCGUCGCACGAGCACAUGCUCAUAAUCUUCAGGUGCAUCCGUACACUUUCAGAAAUGAGAAUUCAUACUUGCACUUCAACUUCCAUCAAGACCCUUAUGUCGAAUACGAAUAUUGGCUCAAUGAGAUCGGUGUCGAUGGGCUGUUCACUGAUUUUACUGGUAGUUUGCACAAGUACCAGGAAUGGACUAAGCCAUACCCGAAGAAGCAGAAGAAGGCGGAAGCAUUGUUGCAUGAGAUCGCGAACAUGUUGAAGGAUGAUGGAUACUGAGCAUAUAUAGGUUCCCUUUCCUUUUUCAUAUUUGUGUUAUUUUUGCCAGCACCAGAAAGCACUGUUUUGUUUUUAACACUCUGUAAUUGUUACUAAUAAAGCAAGGGAGGUGCUAACUGUGUAGCAGAAUAGAUUCAGAUUAGCACGCGACAAAUUUUCGUUCUGAAAACAGGGCUUCUUUUCAUUGGCUGGCCUCUAUGGAAGGUCCUAAAUAGAACAGGAUCCAAGGUACUAAAAUAGCAUAA